AUGGUCUACUACUUCACGUCGAGCGCCGUCGAGCCCCCGGGCUUCAUCUACGUCGGCAAGGACAAGUUUGAAAGCACGUCGUCCCCCCUCCUUUUGUCACCGGCCCGAGUUUCGACUGACGUCUAUGCUUGCCAGACGAGGAUCUCAUCAAGUAUGGCUGGGACGAGGACGUCUGGCGCGCACAUCUAUCUCCGGAUGCAGGAGGGCCAGAGCUGGGACGCCCUCCCGGACGCCCUCGUCACGGACCUGGCGCAGCUCACAAAGGCCAAUUCCAUAGAGGGCAAUAAAAAGGACAACAUAACCGUCAUUUACACGCCGUGGUCCAACCUCAGAAAGGACGGGUCCAUGGACGUCGGGCAAGUGUCCUUCAAGGACGCGCGCAAGGUCAGGCGCGUGCUCGUCGCGGCGCGCGAGAACCCCAUUGUCAACCGCCUCAGCAAGACGAGGGUCGAGAAGAGGCCGGACCUGAAGCAGGAGCGGGACGACCGGCUCAAGGAGCUGCGGCGGAGGGAGCAGGCCGCCGCGCAGACGAGGAGAAAAGAAGAGGCAAGGCAGGCGCAGGAGUGGAAGGAGAAGAAGUGGCAAAAGGACCAUGCGUACGACGACAUGUUUACCGACGAGAGCAUGGCGAGUUCUAGCAAUCAGCAUCGCGAUGCGGACUGGGAGGAUGACUUUAUGUAA
Molecule: messenger RNA, 681 nt
Organism: Metarhizium acridum CQMa 102
Lineage: Eukaryota; Fungi; Ascomycota; Sordariomycetes; Hypocreales; Clavicipitaceae
Source: RefSeq, a predicted model, not a curated record